This is a messenger RNA of Naegleria lovaniensis, 5016 nucleotides long. RefSeq lists its product as uncharacterized. Gene Ontology annotation, cellular component: mediator complex. Gene Ontology annotation, molecular function: transcription coregulator activity. The record is from RefSeq and is a predicted model, not a curated record. Lineage: Eukaryota; Heterolobosea; Eutetramitea; Acrasida; Naegleriidae. The transcript is spliced from 2 exons. Gene Ontology annotation, biological process: regulation of transcription by RNA polymerase II. Bases 1 to 5016 code for a protein of 1671 amino acids.
AUGAGUAACCCAAAUCUACCCGCAUCCUCGUCCGUUGUUGGCCCACAGCAUCACCCACCACAACGACCGUAUCAUUCUGCAUCAUCGGGAGGAUCUUCUCAUCAACCACCUCAUACGAUGCAUGGCUCUGCUUCGGUCUCAUCAAUGGCAUCAUCGGGUAGUUUAUCAAAUCAGGGUAGUAGCAAUACUGGAUCAUUAUCAGGAGGAUUUGCUCAACAACAUUCAUCAUCAUCAAAUCGACCAUCUGGACAAUACCCACCAAGAUCUGGUCAAGGAAGUGUACAAAAUACAAGUAGACCACCCAAUCCUGCAAGGGUUUCAAGCAGCAUGAAUCCGAAUAUAAAUAGUAGCCGACCACCCACAAAGAAGCAUCCACCCAACCAACCAUAUACAACACCGUCUUCUCAUUAUCAUCACGGUGGAAUGACGAACAUACCAGGGUAUAAUCAAACACAGCCUUCAGGAACAAAGCUAGCGUGCGGAAAGGUUGUAGUAGAUCUUCUCUCACCAAAAUUAGGUUUUCCAGAUGUAUAUCCUUGUGAACAACAUUCCAGAAUACCUGAAGUUAUAUUUUCAUCAACUUUUGCAAGAGAAGGAUAUGUCGACAAAACAUUCUCAAAAAUCGAUCAUCAAGAAAUUAAUUCAUCUGGAAGCUUUUUUUUAGAUUCGCCUUUUUUUGCAAAUCUGGAGAGAUGUGAACAAAAUUUGAGAGAAGAACACAAAUCAUUCUCUACUAACAAGACAAGAGAGGAAAUGAAACAACGAUUUGACAAUGCUGUUAAUUCAUGCAAUUGUACCGCUACAACAACAUUAAUUCCAAAAACGGUUGAAAGUUAUAGCAUGUUUAAAGUUUUGGCAGGAAAAACAGAGGACCAGAAGCGUCCCAUGAAUAACAUGACUUCGCCAAGAAUUCCUUUGAGAGAACUUGUAUCAAAAGUGGCUAAAUAUUUCGUGAAACCAAACUUCUUCGAGUUACUUGCGUCACACAACAUUCCAUAUUUUAGAGCGUUGUGGUAUACCAAGAUUUUAAUACGAGACAAUUCAGCAGCAUCAAAUGUCAACGUCAAAGACUUGAGUUUGGAUUUAACAAACAAACUUUGUGAGCACAUGCUGAAUAUAUGCUCUGAAGAGAAUUCUGAUCCAAAGAAGCGUCAGUCUGUUAUGUACACAAUCAAUUUUCUUGCCUACUGCCUUGAAGAGAAGAUGCUAAACGAAUCUAUUUUGUGUCAAAAGCUUCUUGAAAUGCUUGAAUCAAAAUUUGGUUUAAAACCAAAGGCAAGCAAAGACGUUUCUCUCAUGGAUGCCUAUUUUUUCUCACUACUUUCCAUCAAAUCAAACGAUCAAAUUUUCCAAAAUCUAACCAAUACCAUCAACUCUUCCAAAAAAGUUGGACCCGUCACCAAAUUUUAUAUUUUACAAUUUUUUAAAUUGUAUAUGACCUAUUCAUCAGAUCCCAAAUUUUCUUUCGAGGUUUAUCGAAGAUUGAACCCUGGUCAACAACAAUUAUCUCUAGAUAACGUAAAACACUUGCUCUACAAGCCAAAAGAUGACAUAUUUGCAAUUAACGUGCUGGAUAGGACGAAUUGUAACAUACCUGAAAUUUACAACACAUUACUAUAUAACAAGGAUAUCGGUAUAAAUCUAAUAUCUGGCAUUUGUGAAUGGGCAAUUACAUCGAAAAGGCAGCAGAAUCAUAGACCAUAUGUUGUUGGAACUCUGGUGAAUUAUUUUAUCAAGCAGAAUCCUUCAUUGAAAAAACAAGUAGAGGAAUCACUAUUUAGGGAAGUUUUAGGUUAUUGCGAAGAAUCCUCUGAAGACACGUCACUGAACAUUAUCAAACUUUUCAAUGAGCUUAUUUUACAAAACAACUUUUCAAUCAGUGAAUAUAUCAAAUACUUGACAGCAAGAGGGUUUAAUGUAUCAAAAACAGACAAGUUUAAUACUACACAUUCCUAUAUUCUUAGAAACCUUCCUUCAUACGAUGCCCUCACUAAGAAUAAGAUCAACUCUAAGCUAUACGGACCAAGGUUUGACUCUGAAAAUUCCGAAGCAAAGAAAAUUCAAACAUCUCAAAACGAUAUUAAGGAGAACAUUUCAAAGAUUAUUUAUGGAGGCCUUAAUCAGAGCGAUAUGGAUGAGACUGUGAAGUCAGUCAUCAACUCUAUUCGAGAUCUACCCUUGAAAGGUGCACAAUUUGAGAUUACUCAAUGGAUAUCUGAUGAGCUGAAAUUUAUUGAUUCUAGCUUAUUAAGUGAAGAUAUUAUUGAUAAUUUACUUGCAAUUACUCUCACGGUGUCAAACUAUAGAGCUUUUAGGGAUAUUAUUUUUAAUAUCUUGAACAAGCUCGUUAGCGGAGAGUGCAAGUAUUUGGGCCUUGAGAUGAAAUUAUUCUCUAUCAUUAGAAAUGGUAUACAUUUAUUUAUUUCACUGGAUGACUCUGAAAUAAUUGACUUGUUCCAAAAACGAUACAAAACCAUCAACAGCCGAAAUUUUCAAAUCAUUAUUUAUAAGUACUUGACGGAAAUUAGCAACUGUGAAGCCUUCAAAGCCAAAAUUUCCAAGUUUAUUUCCGUGGUUGAGAAUUUUAACACUCCAGCAGCUCCACUGAACCUGGAUUUUACUCUGAACUCAAUGAUAACUCAUCCAUUCAUUGAGUAUGUAAAAAAAGAAGGCAUUAACUUGAUUCAUUCAAAUCCAUCCUCUCUCGUUUCAGAAUACACUCUUAACAAUCCUCAAAGGUUUACUCAAGAGCAAGUAUUCAUAUUGCUGCGGGUAUUAUUUGCACAGUACCAUCAUCACAAACAUGCCUUCUUUAUUCGGCUAUUACGAGAUAUGUCUCUUCAAAGCUCUCUGUUUGAUAAUUCUGCUGUUAUCGAAUGUUUAACUCAUGUCAUUGUACAGAUAUUGGACGAUCCCCAUUCUACAACGGAUGUUAUUAUUUCUCUCAUCCAAUUUAUCAUUGAAAGUAUUACGAACGGAUUGAUUUCAGGCUACACUUUUAUUAACAACAUUUUAUUUAGAGUCUUUGAUUUACUGAUGCAGAAAAUUACCAACCUGAAGAGUAUUAUCAAUCAACCCAUAGCAUUCAUUUUCUUUUACAUUUACUUUUUACGGAUUUUUGUCAACUUUUCCUUUAGCACAACAAACGAAAAGAUCAAUGCAUUAAUGAUUGAGUGCAAUAUUCCAGCUGAUUCAGUAACUUGGAUCGAUGAACAUAUUUAUUCUAAUAUUAUCACCAACACAUUCUAUGACUUUCUAGGGCCUUUUGAAUCGAAAGAAUUAAUUUCUAAACUUGCUGUUUAUUGCAAAACCUUAUACAAGGAGGCGAUAUCUAGCCACGGCGAUCAAAAUAGGAGCAAAAAGGUUUAUGAGUCCAUGGUUGAAAUUUUGUUAGAUUAUCUUGGAAAUCCCAAAGCCUUGAAAGACAUUAGCCGCUCCAUUUCAUAUACUCAAGAUUGUCUUGGAUUAUUGUAUGAACUUCCAUCCAAAGGAAAAGAAAUUGAAUACGGAAAUAAGUACCAAACCAUAUCAACACUCAUAGAAAGUUUGAUUAAGCCAUUCUCAAGCGAAGCAACAAACCCCGUUCCAGGAAAGCUGUUUGCAUUUCUGAGUCACAGUACCAGUAUUAACGAUUACUUGAACUUUGUGAUGGACCUCUCAAAAUCUUGCGACAAGUGGAGAAUUCCAAUUGACUCUCACAUACUAUUUAUUUACAUGUUCACUUGGAACAAGAGAAAACCUCUACAAAGAGAGCAGUACCUUCAUUUUGCAACCCGAAAAGGAAAAGAUGAUUCAUUUUUUUAUGCGAAGUCGCUUCUACCUAUACUAUUUUAUACUCCAUUUGCAGCGUUCCAAGACAUAGUUCUAGAACUGUUCCGGUCAGCCAUCACCUACAAUGAAAAACGUCAACAAGAUGUAGAAAAUUUGUUGCCAACUAUUGAUGAACUCAUUCGAUUGGAUCAAGGUAAAGCUGAAAUUGCUUGUCGCCACAUAUUGGACUCAAUUAAUGGAACCUUAAAAGAUCAAAACAGCCCUAAUAUUAGAGAAAAAUUGACUACUGCACUCUUCUGCUUGAAGGAUAUCAUUUUCUAUUCACCACUCCUUGAAAACCCUUUUGAAGAUCGAUCAAGUGACAAGAAAAACCGACUUCAAAUCAUUUUUGAAAUCAAGAAGGUUCUCAUCAUGCUAUCAACAAGUAAGAUCAUACCAAACAUUUUCAAUUCCUCCACAUCUACAACAAGUAGCAUUGUUUCUACCCCUGCAGUCAGCAGUAGCCUCCCUACUCAAACAAUUAUUGACCUUUCCCUCACUGAUAUUUAUUAUCUCAUUUACAGCAUGCUACUUAAACUGAAAAUACCUCAAGAAGAAUUGAACAAGGACUUUGAAAGAUUUUUCCAGCAACGAGAAGCUUCUUUGUCAUCCUCAAGCGGAAGCAGCUCGAGAAGCAUUCAACAACCACCUCUAUCAUAUCCACCAACUCAAAUUAAUCCAAGCCCUGGUUCUGCCUCCUCAACAGGAACACCAUCAAAUAUAAGACCGUCCACAACACCACGAGGAGGAGUUGGCACUCCCUCUUCAGGAACAGGCAAAGCAUCUCCCAUUAAGAGCCCACAACAAUCUCCACUUCAAUCCUCCAUUAUUGGUUCCCAACCUACUGCCAUUAGAAACGACCACAACAAGAUUAGCAAUUGGCUAGUAAUUGAGGACUAUGUCAUUCAAUGUCCCCAUUGCGGCUCCUCGCACGGCAAUUUAACUCCAGCCCGUUACUUUGGAAGCAAGGUUGUGAAAAAGACAGAACUUUUGUUUGGUAAGAAAGUUGCACCUCCAUCACUGGCGUCAUCAAGUGGACAUGUAAAUCAUCACUCAUCUUCUGGAAGUAGUGAUAGUUCUAUGAAGAAAAGAAAACUAGCCGAGUCGUCAGACUCCACACCUACGACUGAACAGCAAGAAGAUUCUACCUCAAUGGUUCUCUCGGACUCCCCUCUUUCGCAAGAGCCCAAGAAGCUCAAGCAGUAG